Messenger RNA from Funneliformis caledonium, 666 nucleotides. The record is from the annotation of a GenBank genome assembly. NCBI's taxonomy places the organism in Eukaryota, Fungi, Glomeromycota, Glomeromycetes, Glomerales, Glomeraceae.
AUGGCUUAUGAUGAAACUGAUAAGUUAGAAAUACCUAUAACAAAGCUUCAAUGGGGUUUACGAGGGCUUCAAAUGUUUUUUGCCUUCAUAGCAAUGGCCACCAUUUCAGCGGUUAUUGGAUGGGAUAAUAAAUUUUUUUCUGCUAGCUUAUUAUCAGUGUUUUUCCUUUUCAUUUUAAUUAUAUCAAUAUUUUUUGCUGCAGCAAUUGUAGUUAUUCCUCAUUUAUAUCUUACAAAGGGAAAGUUUAUAAGUGCGGCAAGAGCAUUAAGAAUCCCUAGAAUAGAAUUUGUACUUUCAGCAAUUUGGGCAGUACUCAUACUAAUAGUGACAUUUUUAUUAACCAUUGAUGCAACUUUAUUAAGAAAGUGUGAUCCUUUCGAUCAAAAAUAUGCAGAAUACAAUCGUGGACCAAAUAAUGAAACUUUUAUCAAAGGGUUACCAAACAUCUGUAGAACUCAACGAGCUGCUAAUGCUUUCGGGUGGCUCGCUCUUACAGCUUGGUUAUGUUCCCUCGUUUUAAUUGCAAAUGAUUGGCGUAAAAAUAGACGUCAACCGGCGACACAAGGUCCGACUAUAUUCCCGGAUAAUAGACCAUCUAAUACAUCAAGUUCAACGUUAGAGCAUAAUCUAUCUGACACAGCUACUCAACCAACACAAGAAAAUUGA